UACAUAAUGAUAUUUGAAUGUAAACAUUAAACAAAACCAAAGUAUAAACAAAACAUUCAAUAAUUUGGAUAGUUUUAAAAAUUAUGUUUUAUGUUUGAAUACAUUCUUAAGUCUCAAAGUUUGUAAAACAAUAAAACAUUUCAUCAUGCCCACAUGGAAUCAAAUUCAAGCCCAGUUAAGAAACCCGAAUAAUGCGGUUGUAUUCUUCGAUAUAUCAGUGGGAACCACAGAAAUUGGUAGAAUGAUAUUUGAACUUUUUACGGAUAUUGUGCCAAAGACAGCGGAAAAUUUUCGGCAACUCUGUACGGGAGAAUAUCGUAAAGAUGGUGUACCAAUGGGAUAUAAAGGAGCUAGUUUUCAUCGAGUCAUUAAGGAUUUUAUGAUUCAAGGAGGCGACUUUGUAAACGGAGAUGGCACCGGUGUUAUGAGUAUAUAUGGGGGAACGUUCAAUGAUGAAAAUUUUGUUUUAAAACAUGAUUCACCUGGCUUACUUUCAAUGGCCAAUAGUGGAAAAGACACAAAUGGAUGUCAAUUUUUUAUUACCUGUGCGAAAUGUAAUUUUUUAGAUAACAAACAUGUAGUUUUUGGUCGCGUUUUAGAUGGAUUACUCAUAAUGAGGAAAAUUGAAAACGUGCCCACUGGCCCUAACAAUAAACCAAAACUGCCAAUUAUAAUAUCUCAAUGUGGUCAAAUGUAAUGAUAUCGAAUCUAAAGUGUACCUACUAGGAUAUUUUUUUAAUUAAAUGCAACAAUUGUAUUAUUUCAGAAAUUCAGAAUAUUUAUUUAUGUUCGAGUAUGUCUGGGUGAAUGAGCUGGUUUAUAAAGCUAGCUUAAAAAAAUGGUUGGCAAUUACUUUCCUAAAAAUUU
This is a messenger RNA of Condylostylus longicornis, 867 nucleotides long. Its product is annotated as peptidyl-prolyl cis-trans isomerase H. Lineage: Eukaryota; Metazoa; Arthropoda; Insecta; Diptera; Dolichopodidae. Bases 146 to 697 code for a protein of 183 amino acids. The transcript has 3 exons. The record is from RefSeq and is a predicted model, not a curated record. Gene Ontology annotation, cellular component: intracellular membrane-bounded organelle. Gene Ontology annotation, biological process: protein folding; protein peptidyl-prolyl isomerization. Gene Ontology annotation, molecular function: peptidyl-prolyl cis-trans isomerase activity.